Molecule: messenger RNA, 3553 nt
Organism: Saccostrea cuccullata (small rock oyster)
Lineage: Eukaryota; Metazoa; Mollusca; Bivalvia; Ostreida; Ostreidae
Product: centrosomal protein of 63 kDa-like
Exons: 16
Coding region: 269-2533 (754 amino acids)
Biological process (GO): centriole replication; de novo centriole assembly involved in multi-ciliated epithelial cell differentiation
Cellular component (GO): centriole
Source: RefSeq, a predicted model, not a curated record
GUCAGAGUUGGUGAUUUUUAUCUCUUGUCAACGGAGUAUGGAAGAACUGUUUAAAUACGCAAUGAAUAAAAGGUGAGGUGUUCUAAAUUAUCAGUUGUAGCUAUAGUUCUCCUGAAUUUUAAUGAAUCAAUCAAUUCAUACGAGCCGUUUAAUUAGCUCCCAGGUAUUUGUGGGUAGAUCGCUUAGCCUGGAAAUCAGACUGAAGCCGCAGGGUGUCGGUAUGAUCCUAUGUGUGUGUAUUGGGAUAUGUGAAUUUGAGGGUGUAUAAAUGUACACUUACAAAAGUUGUACUGAGUGGUACCCAGGGGGUGCCUGUGUCUAUUUCACUGAAGCAGAGUUACCAAAGGGAGUGUUAACGGCAAGCUGCGAGGCGGAGCUUCAGGAAUUGAUGAAACAGAUUGACAUCAUGAUGGCCACGAAGAAGAAGGACUGGGAACACCAGAUUACGAGCCUUCAGAGUAAAAUGGAGAUCAAGGACAAGGAGAAUCUGCUACAGAAGUCUACUAUUGAACAGAAGCAUAAAGAGAUUGGUCAUUUACGACUUCAGGUUGAGACAAUGGAAAAAUCUCACAGAGAAUUGGUCACUUGUUAUGAGCAGCAACUGACUAAUCUCAAAAAUGAGGUUCAGAAAGUAAAGAGAGAUUAUGAGAGACUGAGUAAGAAGCACGUGAAACAGAUCAAAGACCAUCAGCGAGAUAAGGACAAAAGUCACACAGAUUUACAGGACAGUAACAGUGAGAUAGGACGACUCAACAACAAGAUACUGGAGUAUAGACAAAAAGCCAAGGACUGGGAGUUACAGAGGAGGACGUUUCAGAAGCAGAUUGAGGCUCUGGAGUCCCAGAGAAAAGCCCUGACAGAGAAAUGUGAAUUCAUUCAGAGCCAGUCCCAAACUUACCAAUCUCAACUCGAUCGCAGAAAACAGAUGCUCGACUCGACCGAGUUGAGUCUCAAAAAUCAGAUAACUCAGUUAGAGGGGCAGUUAGAGCGGACUAACGAUACACUAACAUCACAGGAGACUAAGGUGGAGAAGUUGAAAUCCUCCCUGGAUGAUGCCAUGACAGCUCACAAAAAAGCCAUGGACGACAACGAAAAACUUCUCAACGACCUCAAGAAGGCCAACGACACAAUCAGAAGCUAUGAGGAGGAGAAAGCAGAGCUGGAGAGUGAGUUGAGGACAAAAGAGGACCUGUUGAGGGCAUUAGAUGAGGAUAAAGGCCUCCACAGUGAGAGUAUGACAAAGAUGGAGCAAACGCUGGCAGAAAAAGACGAGAUCAUCAAGUCUCUGAGUGAUAUAAGACAGAAGGAGGAGAGUGACCAGAUUCGGUUGAUGAGGGAAUCCUUGGAGGACGCCAAAGACGAGGCCAGGAUGUGCAGAAAACAUGAGAAGGAAAUGAAGGAAGAGUUGUCUAGCUUACAGUCACAUCUCCAGCGAGCUGUGGAGGACUGUGAGAGGCUGACCGAUCAACUAGAACAAAAGAAAACUGAGCUGACAAAGUUGGAAAAUGGUGAAGUGAAGAGGCUGCGAGCAGAAGUCAGCAAAUUAAGAGAGCUACAGCUCUCCCAGAAAGACGCCUACGAAUCGGAGGUCCAAGGAUUAAAGACAGAGAUUACACGCCUGACCAAAGACCUGCAUGAUCGCACCAAAACAAUGGCAAACUUAAGUGAAGAAUCCAGCCAUGUUGAGGCCCAGUUGAGGAAUGAGGUCGAGGCUCUCGACAGAAGACAAGCGGAGCUACAGGUUGCAAAUGCACAGAUUGAAGCACUCCGGCUAGAAAACCGCCACUUACGUCAGACCAUUUUACAACAAGCCAAAAACGAUUCCGAUUUUGACAAGGUUCAGGAUCACCUUACGGCCGUACAAAAUGCUUACACCACAACCAUCAUGAAACUGGAGCAAGAAAAUCGUCAGUUGCGGGACGACCUGUCAUGUUUGCGGGAGGAAAUGAACGAGAUGGAGGAGAAGUUUGAGGAACAGUUACGCCUAGCGCUGAGGGACUCGGAAAUGUCAGCGCAGAGUAUCAGGUCUAAAGAUGAUAGAAGACUCCAGAGAUUGGAGGAGGACUCCCAGAGGAAGUUACACGCGGUCCAGGAGAGAUUGGACUCCACCGUACAGCGAUACGAGGAGGAGAUCAGCUACUUACGCAGUCAGAAGGCCCGCCUAGAGGAACAGCUCGACAUGGAACGAAACAGUAACUACAGUCAGCCAGUGAGCGGUAUUGACCAUUACGACGUAGAGUUAGGAGGGACUCGGGCUAAUGGUGAUGGGGAGGUUCACCAUGAGGCAGAUAACAGUUUUGAGACCGUCCUCAGCAGUCAGGCUAUGUCCAUCUCAGAGAGUGUCAACGACUAUGCACUCAAUGACGACUAUGGCAAUGUAGAGGACUCGCAUUCAAGGAAUUCUGUCUCAGAGAGAUUUUUAGCGGCAGAAAAUCAAAGAGCAAGAGAACUCGAGAGACUAAUUGACUCGCACAUAGAACAGCUAAAAAUAGGCACAGAGGCCACACUCCGCAAGUACAAUGUCAAGAGGUGAUGGGGAAUUCGUCAUUAGAGUACUGUGUUCUUGUGUUCAGUGAUUAAUGGAUGAACAGGGUGAUUCCACUCAGCCAAAGGGGGAAUUUCUGUGAUAUCUUAGAUGAAGUGCAAUUUGGAAAUUUAGCCUAUUUAUAGGACAGAGGACUUCUAUGUCUCAGAUGUUUUUGUCAGUUUAUGUACCUGACAUGGGGUAUAUGAUCAAAGUCAGGAGUAUUGGUGAUUAUGUGUGUAUGCCUUGACUUUUGUUGUAUAAUAUGGUGUACUUUAUACCAGUGAAUUGAACAGGUUUUGAAUCUGAGAGAAACUUGAGAUAUUCUUAAAAAUUGUAAAACUUCAUGGAUGCCACUUAUACUCUGAACUGAUUUAUUUAGAUGAGCCUGUGAUAUUUGAGUGAAAUUUAUAUUUAUCUAUUUAUUUCAUUAUCAUCCUUUGUAAUUUCUAUUGUAUAUCAUUGAUACUGUAGAUUCCUUAUUUUUCGUGAGUACUUUUUAUCGUGAAUUGGCUCUUCAACAGCAAGUCGCUAGAAUAAGAAUUCGCAAAUGGACGGUUGAUCAAGAGUUUUAACAUAGAUUUCAGCACCAUAAAAAUAAAGGCGAGUAAUUUUAUUUCGCAUGUGGUGUUUUUCGCAAAAUUGCGCAAUAAUUAAUUCCACGCGUAUAUUUAGGAAUCUACAGUAGUUGACAUGAAAUAGACCAACUUGGUGUAUGUGUAGAAAUUCAGGUCAUACAAUGCAUGAGAAAUCAAUCAAUUUUCUGUUACACACACUACCGCACUCUGUUAUUGUUUUUUGUUGAUUUCUAUUUGCACAUGUUAAGUGAACACAUUAUGAAUGCUUUAGAAUUCUGUAUUUCUCUUGUAAAUUAAGUGAAAACAAAAAUGUAUUGGAAUCUUCGAUUGUCAGCAAUGCACAAAACCUCAUUGUAAGGAUUGGAAUUGUGAAAAUCAAAUUUUUGUAACCAUUACAACCUUUCCUUACAAAAUCUUUCAUCAUGUUUAUACCUGCAUUUGCACAUGUAAA